AUGCCUCCCAAGAAAGCUUCCACCGGCGCAGCCAAGAAGACUGGCUCGACUCAUGCUUCCUACCGUGAUAUGAUCAAGGAUGCUAUCCUGAAUCUGAAAGAGCGCAAUGGCAGCAGUCGCCAGUCCAUUAAGAAAUAUGUUUUGGCAAACAACAAGAUUGCACCUGCAUCUACCAACGCCUUCGAUAGCCAGUUCAACAAGGCUAUUAAGGCAGGUGUUGAGAAGGGUGAAUUCACCCAACCCAAGGGUCCUUCUGGACCCGUGAAGCUCGCCAAGAAGGAAGCUGCUCCUAAGCCUGCUGCUAAGAAGAGCACCACCACAGCUAAGCCGAAGAAGGCUACUGCCACCACUACUAAGAAGGCUGAGAAGGCCGAAAAGGCCGAAAAGGCCGAGAAGCCUAAGACGACCACCAAGAAGACUGGCACUACUGCUACCAAGAAGAGUGUCGGCAGACCUAAGGCGAACACCGCUAAGCCUCGCAAGGCGUCCACUGCUGCUCCUGCCGUUGUCGACCAACCCAAGGUCAUCGGCAAGACGAAGUCCGGUCGUGUGACCAAGACAACGGCUAAGCCUGCUGAAAAGGCGACCAAGAAGUCUACUAAGAAGGCUUAA
Aspergillus pseudotamarii is the source of this 612-nucleotide messenger RNA. RefSeq names its product histone H1/H5 family protein. The transcript is spliced from 7 exons. The record is from RefSeq and is a predicted model, not a curated record. Lineage: Eukaryota; Fungi; Ascomycota; Eurotiomycetes; Eurotiales; Aspergillaceae. Gene Ontology annotation, molecular function: nucleosomal DNA binding; double-stranded DNA binding; structural constituent of chromatin. Bases 1 to 612 code for a protein of 203 amino acids. Gene Ontology annotation, cellular component: nucleosome; nucleus. Gene Ontology annotation, biological process: negative regulation of DNA recombination; chromosome condensation; nucleosome assembly.